Colossoma macropomum (tambaqui) is the source of this 1961-nucleotide messenger RNA. It is a transcript of the gene diablob, whose product is annotated as diablo, IAP-binding mitochondrial protein b. Gene Ontology annotation, cellular component: mitochondrion. The record is from RefSeq and is a predicted model, not a curated record. Gene Ontology annotation, biological process: intrinsic apoptotic signaling pathway in response to oxidative stress; neuron apoptotic process. Bases 47 to 745 code for a protein of 232 amino acids. The transcript has 6 exons. NCBI's taxonomy places the organism in Eukaryota, Metazoa, Chordata, Actinopteri, Characiformes, Serrasalmidae.
CAGGGGGCGCACUCCCCGGCUCGGUUGACUGUUUUGUCCAGGCAGUAUGGCGCUAUUCAGGAGAAAGACAUUUGCUCUUGGAUGCUUCGCAGCAAGCUUGCUGAGCACCACCAGCAGAACACGCCACACACUUGGCUGGCUGCCUUCAUUAAUCAAGAGAAACUGGAUUUCUCUAAGUGUCUCAGGUGGCCUGUGUGCUGUUCCCUUUGUGCAGGACACUGCAUCACAUGAGGCCUUGAUCCGCAGAGCAUCGUCUCUGGUGACUGACAGUGCCAACACUUACCUCUCUCAGACCACUCUGGCACUAGUGGACUCCCUCAAUGAGUAUAUCAAUGCAAUACAUACCCUGAUAACUCUUCACAGAAGUUAUGUUGCCAAUAUCAACAAGUUGAACCCUACACAGGAGAACACAAUAUGGCAGAUGAUAGUCUACAAGCGCCAGGAGAUCAUUGACCGAAGGAAGGACUGGAAGAAAUUUGAAACAAGCUGGUUGACUGCAAUUGACCUCUCAGAGCUUGCUGCUGAAGCUGCUUUUAAUGCAGGAGCAGACCAAUCUUCAGCCGCAGCCCAGACUAACCUACAGAUGGCACAGUCUCAAGUAGAGCAGGUUCGACAGCGAUCACAUGAGGCAGAGAAACAGCUGAAAAACAGCAAGGCAGAAGACAGUGAAAGGCUUCAGAGAUCUCUCACCUCAGCAACACAAGAAGAGGAGGAAAUUCCAGAAGCCUAUCUGAGAGAGGACUAAUCAAGAGUUGCAGACUUCCAAAGACAUACAGAGCUCCGCACAGAAUCUCCACCAUUCCAAUGUUAAGAACCACACACAGUGAACAAUUUUUGCACAAUAUUUUUGUAGUAGUUUACCAGUGAGACAAAGUUCAGCAGUUAUACUGUUGUCAGACAGCACUACAACAAUUGACAGCACAGUGCAGAUUGAAAUUCAAAGGAAAGGAAGAAAAAGCAUUCAGAAAAUACUUGUUUAAUCCCUUUUAUUAUUGAGAUCCCGCAUGGAACACUAAGUAUCAGUUAAUUGAAACCUUUACAGCUUGUACCUGUGCCUGAAUUAGGUAGUUUCUGGCUGCUGUGGACAAGUCAUUUGAAAUGCACAUGACUAUAUUUUUUUUGGAAUGCUGUUGAUGCUGUAGGGUGGUGGUCACCAACCCUGGACCUGGAGAUCUACUUUUAUCUCUGCAGAGUUUAGUUCCAACCUGCGACUAGCAUGAUUCCCCUCCCCUUUACCUGGUCCCAGUGUAUAUGAUCCAGCCAAACAUGGAUUUCUCAAGAAGUGAAUUAGCUGGAGCGUGUGUUGCAGACUGUGGCUGGAACUAGACUCCACAGGAAAUUAGAUCUCCAUGAUCAGGGUUGCUGACCACUGCUGUAGGCGUACAACUGUGCCUGGCCUAGUUCUAACACAUGGUUCCAAUAUUGAGAUGCUACUGAAGGCCUUGUUUAACUAGAUCAGGGCCUGUAGAGUUAGAGUGCUGAUCUAGGAUCUUUUCCUUUCAGGAAAUCAUUGUAAAUAAGGAAUUUGGUUCUAGAUCAGCACUUACACUGUGAGAAGGUUUAUAAAUAUGGGUCCAGAUGUGUUUGAUUAAAAACUAAACUGGGUGGUAGAUAUUCAGGAGCGGAGUUGGACAGUCCAGUUGUAGAAGAAUGUUUUCACUUGUUGCAGUACCACAUUUAUUCAUGAACAUAUUAACAUACCUUGUUUAAAUUCCAUGUAAUUUUCUUUUCAAAAAUGUACUCUGAGGAGGUUCUUCUAGCAAGCUGUUGUCCUAAUAUGCACGAAUCACAUGCUCACUAUGGAUGUGUGGAUGAUUAAUGGGAGACGUCAUAGAAUCUCUGACUAAUACUUUCAGUCGGACAUUGGGUUUAUAAAGGGGGUAUUUAAGAAAAUCUUUGUUAAACCUGAAACAAAGUGUUCUGCCUUUGUAAUUAUUACAAUAUAGAAUUUUUUUAAAUUA